Hippocampus comes (tiger tail seahorse) is the source of this 1393-nucleotide messenger RNA. RefSeq lists its product as uncharacterized. Bases 161 to 865 code for a protein of 234 amino acids. The record is from RefSeq and is a predicted model, not a curated record. NCBI's taxonomy places the organism in Eukaryota, Metazoa, Chordata, Actinopteri, Syngnathiformes, Syngnathidae. The transcript is spliced from 6 exons.
ACUGAAACUGUUGCUUGAUAGGCGGAGCCCAACGAUGCUCUUGAAGAGGUUUAACUUAAUCUUCCGGGAAACCUUUGCACGCUGUAAAUGGCUUAAAGCAUCCCUUUAACUAUUAAGUGUACACGUUUAAUCUUUCAUUCGCGUUUUGGGUAUUGGAGCGAUGCAUUUUGAUGGUAUUCUUGUGCUUGGGAUCCUGACCCAUCUAUCACUGGCUUUCCCGGUUGUACUGGACACUGCAGGGAUUCAGGUGCAGCAGUGGGUGGUGUCGGGGGUACGGCCUGUCUCGGUGCGGGUCCUCGUCAAUGGAGUCCCAUAUACCGGCGCUACCCCAGAAGUCAACAAAAUCUUUCAGGUCAUGUCGGCUGAUUCGAUCUCUCUGAGCCUCCUCGCCAACCAGACUGCGGUGUUGGGGAACCACACGGUCCUUCGUUCCCGCGACUGCAUAUUGCAAGGCCCGGAGCUGUAUUGGAGGGACCGGGUUUUCUGCAAUGAGUCGCUCUACCUGUCCCUGGACCAUGGCGGAGCCUGGAUAGCUCACACGCGGCAAGCGACAGCCCUCAAAGCAGCAUGGGUGCAGGCCUUGGAGAGCUCGGCGAAGGAAGGGAUCUUCCUUCAGGAAACAUGUGUAGAUCUGAUGGAAAAACUGAAGCUUUCUGAGAAGCGGUCAGGGAUUGCGAUGCCUAACUUUCUGAUCCCAAUCUUGAGUCUACUGGCAUUUACUGGGCUCAUGGCACUCAGCCUCUUCAUUUCCAAACAACAGGGUCUGCGACACCCCGGGGGUGUUCUUGGUUCGAUCAUACACUACCCCAAGGACAUGGCAGAUUUCCAUCCAGAGAAAAAGGGCAACGCUUGUCAAACUUUAUGAUUCAAAGUUAAACUAUGAAAGUACUGUACUGUAAGAGCCCGAGUGCUUGUUUGUUUGACAUUUGCAUGUGCAAAUAUUAAUGAAGUGGAUUAGCCAAACAAUCAAUGACUCGAGGAUGAUAAUUGAGCAGAAACACAGUCGGGUGGGCCCCUACUCAUUUUCUGAAUUUGACACACCACAGUGAAGCCAAAUUUUGAGCGAUGAAGAAAAAAAAAAUCGUGUAUAUGAGGCUUUGCAAUCAUGACAAAUCCAGCUGUUCUCUCUGCUCUCCAACACUGUGUGCGUGUCCACUGAAACCACACCCCGCUCAACUGCCAGCACUCAAAUACCACCAGAACAUGCUACUUUGUAAUACCACCAAAACAUGCUACUUUGUGAAGCAUCUUUCUUAUGUCUACACAUAACUUACAUGUUUGAGUCAUGAAAAUAUGUCUGUUUAAAUCAUACGGUGACUGGAACCAGUUCCACCAAGUUGUCGCAGUUUUUCUGUGCUGUGACAAUGAGGCGCUCUAAAGCAGCCAGGUCAAC